This is a messenger RNA of Momordica charantia (bitter melon), 7737 nucleotides long. NCBI's taxonomy places the organism in Eukaryota, Viridiplantae, Streptophyta, Magnoliopsida, Cucurbitales, Cucurbitaceae. The record is from RefSeq and is a predicted model, not a curated record.
GAAGAUGGAAAGCGUGUUGAUUGAAAAAGCUAGCACUGUGCUGGUAAGUCAGAGCGAAGGGGAGUAUGGACAUGUGAAAAGCGAGUUAUCCCAUCCUCUACCCAUAACUAUAAUUCAAUGGAGGCCUUCAAUUAAAGCGCCUGAAAGUGUCAAGAAUACACCAAGACAUGUGCUUCUGACAUGCUGCUUGGAUGGAACUGUGAGAUUGUGGAGUGAGACUGAAAAUGGAAAAGCCAGAAAAUUUAGUAAGGAUAUAAAUAAUAAAAUGUCAAUGAAAAGGCACUUUUCUGUUGCUGCCGUCAUAGAGAUAAAUCAGGCAUUGAAUGGAACUCUUGGCAUGGAUUUAUUUGUAACAUGGGCGACCGAGAUCAGAGGUAUGUGCAAACCUUUUGAAGUGGCUAAGAAAGUUUACUCCUCAAUAGGACUCGAACACAACAGCGUUGGAAACUGCGAGUGGCUAAUUAGCUUGGGUCCAGGAUCAUCGGUUACUUUCUGGGCUGUUCAUUGUCUCGAUGACAUAUCCCCAUUGAGAUUCCCUCGAGUCACGUUGUGGAAGAAGCAAGAGCUCAAAGGAUUUGAAGUGGGACGUCAUUACAUGGAUGGUUGUACAAACUUGAGUAACAAUAUUCUCCUCAAGAAAGUUGUGAUCUCAAGGAUUCAUCCGACUGGUCCCCCAAGUAUGUGCUCUUUGAUUCAGUUAUUGCCUUGUAAUUCCUUGGUGUGGUCGCUUUUAUCUGCUCCCACAUCAACUGACACAGGGGAUGCAUCCUUUGACAAAAACAGGUUAGAAAAUUCGUCCUCGUGUUCAGCUACUAGUCAAUUGAAUUUAAGUGGUCACGAUGGAAAAAUCUUACACGUUGCUGUCCAUCCAUACAACUGUGAGGCCGAGAUAGCUGCCUCCUUGGAUUCUAAUGGCUUGGUUCUUUUCUGGUCACUAUCUAGUAUCUCCAAUUGCGUACUAGGCUCUCCGACACUUACUCCUAGCUGGGAACUUUGUGGAAAACUUAUAACUCAAGAUUCAUGCUCCAAAUAUACAAGUGUGCAGUGGGCACCAUCAAUCUUGGAUGGAGAACUGAUUCUUCUCAUGGGACAUGCAAGAGGAAUUGACUUUUUUGCAGUUAGGAUUAGCCAAAGUGAUGAAGAAAAUACUGACUGUCACUACUUAUGUACCAUACCUUUCACUGGUCAUGGUCCUUUUGAGAAUGGUCCGACUAAUAUAUUUUCCAUUUCUUUUCCCUCUAAUUGUAAUAUGACUUAUAAAUUCAAUAAAUUUAUGUUAUUGGGGAUAUGGAUGAAAGGGUUUCAGGCAUUAUCAUGGGAAAUCACCCUACAUGCUUAUGAUAUCUCUGGGACUGGAAUACAUUGCAAUUGUGAUAUUGAAAGUGAAAAUAUAGCUGACAGCAUAUUGAGAUUUGAAAGUCCUUUUGGAAGCAAAAAGUAUUGUGUUAGUAUAAUCCCUUGCUCAUCACAGUUACCCAAUUCUCAAAUUCAUGACCAGAUUACAAGUUUUGCCGUGGUGCACCAAGGAACUUUUGUUCCGGUGCUGCAAAAAUUAGCUUCUUUGGGUGAACCAUAUACCCCUGCAUAUGUUAUGGCUACUGGCUCUGCUGAUGGUAGUUUGAAACUUUGGAGAAGUAACAUUGGCAAACCAUCAAUCUUCCACGUGCCAUGGGAGCUUGUUUGUGUUGUUGUCACGCAUCAAGGUCCCAUUACUGCUUUGUGCUUGACGGAUUGUGGUCGGAAGAUUGCAACAAUUAGCAAGGACAACCAAAAAUGUAAUACCAGCAAUGUUCAUAUAUGGGAGCUUGGAUACCUUGGUGUGGGGACCCUCUUAUUUGAAGAUAAAUUGUCCUUUGAAAGCAAUAUUGUUGCCCUAGACUGGUUAACUUUAGGAAAUGGUCAGUUUUUACUUGGAAUUUGUUUGCAGAAUGAAUUGUGUGUGUACUCCCCGAAGCGCUUUGGUGGCCAAACCUUGUCAUGCAUCACAAAAUCUUUGGAUACCAAGACUUGGAUCUGCAUUGGGUUUGCUCGUACUCUCUCUUCUAACUGUGGCUUCCUUUGGGGGCCGAGAACCACAGCGAUAGUUGUACAUGAUCAUUACUUUUGUAUAGUUAGUCCAUGGUUGUUCCUUGUGGAUAAAAACCAUGAUGCCAUGUGCAACCCUUAUUAUAUCGAAGAAACUAAAGCUCACCAUGUCAAUGGAACAGUUGUAGACAUUUCUGCUGCUGUUUUUAGUGAUGAAUGUUGCGGUAUCGAAAAACUACCGGAUGAUAAUUAUGACAGCAAAUGUAGAUCGAAAUCUCUGGCAAACUUUUAUGCUGAAAGCAAAACUCUGUCGAGCACUUUGAAUCCAUGGGUUGCUCAAAUGAAAAAUAAAUCCGGGCUUGGUUUAAUAAGCAUGCUGGAUGUAGUUGAUAAACUGUGUGGAUCACUGUCUUCUUUUCAUCCUCAAGCCCUCCUCAUUAAUAUAUAUUCAGGCAAAUGGAAACGUGCAUAUACGGCUUUGAGUCAUCUUAUUGAGCAUCUUCCUUCUGAUGAAAAGAGCUCUCCAAACCCAACCUAUACUAUUCCAGAGAUUCUUCUGUCAGAUUAUUUUGAAGGAGUUGUGAAAACUUCAACUGAUAAAGGAGUUCAGUGGAGUACGAGUGACUCAUCAUCCCAGUUUAAGGGUGGUGUUUCUCAAUGGACCUUCAAUUGGGAGUCUACUAGUAAUGGUAACUCAUUCAUUCCAUCCUCUACGAAAUCUGAAUUCAGCAGCUUUAUUGAGCCUCUUGAGAAGUUCUAYGAAGUAGCAGGGCUAACCAGCGUGGAGAAGACACAAACUCUAGCAAUUGUAGAUCUUCUUGGUGAAAUCAGUAAUAAAUCUUCUGCAUCUGCCUAUGAAAGUCUUGAUGAGCCUGGGAGAAGAUAUUGGAUUGCUUUGAGGUUUCAACAAUUGCAAUUUCUUCGGCAAAAUGGUAGAGCAGCAUCUCUGGAAGAGCUGGUCAUUGACUCAAAAUUGAGUGGAUGGGCCUAUCACUCUGAUUGUCAGGAAAAUCUAUUGGAUUCAGUUAUCUCUAACGAACCAACUUGGCAGGAAAUGCGAAGUUUGGGUGUUGGAAUUUGGUUUACUAAUACAACACAGUUGCGUACAAGGAUGGAGAAACUAGCAAGAUCCCAAUAUCUGAAGAAGAAAGAUCCCAAGGACUGUAUGCUUCUGUAUGUUGCGCUGAAUAGAAUCCAAGUUUUAGCCGGCCUUUUUAAAAUUAGCAGGGAUSAGAAAGAUAAACCCUUGGUGGGAUUUCUUUCACGCAAUUUUCAGGAGGAGAAAAAUAAGGCAGCAGCUUUGAAGAAUGCCUAUGUUUUAAUGGGGAGACAUCAACUGGAGUUGGCUAUUGCUUUCUUCCUGCUUGGUGGGGACACUUCUUCUGCUAUUAGUGUCUGUGCAAAAAAUCUUGCGGAUGAGCAGCUUGCACUGGUAAUUUGUCGUCUAGUUGAAGGGCGUGGUGGACAUCUUCAGCAACACCUAAUAACAAAGUUUAUGCUUCCAUCUGCCAUUGAGAAGGGCGACGCGUGGCUUGCAAGCAUUCUCGAGUGGGAAUUAGGAAACUACUCUCAGUCCUUUAUGAAUGUACUUGGUUUGGAAUCACAUUCCGUAACUGAGAUACCAUUUUUUUCAAGCAAACAUAUUGCUUUUCUGGACCAAAGCAUUGGUAUGUAUUGUCUCUUGUUAGCAACCAAAAAUAGCAUGAAGAAAGCAGUCGGAGAGCAACCUGCUGAGGUCCUUUGUCGGCUUGCAACCUUGAUGAUGGCUACUGCUUUAAACAGAUGUGGUCUUCCUCUUGAAGCUUUGGAACACUUGUCAACCUGCGGGAGCAUUGCUGAAGUUACAGAUAGGACAAAUGGGGUGGAUAUUCAGUGUUUUGAGACUAUAAGCAAAAUCUGUAAGCAAUCUCCUAGAUAUUCCUCCAGUUGGCUGUCUGUUGAAUUUGCUGUCCAUCUGGAGCAUCGAGCAAAGUUAGAUUUGGCUGUUCAAUACUUCUCAAAAUUGAUACGGAAGCACCCAAGCUGGCCAAUCAUAAAGUUAGAAUCUGUUGGAUGGAUGGGUUGCUUAAAGGAAGAUGAGGUGGAUUAUGAGAAAUCUCUUGGAAGUUUUCAACAUAAAUUAUAUGUGGGGUUUGCACAGUUUGAAAUGAAGUUUUCAUUGAUUCCUGCCUCUCUUGUURGUAUGAUAUUAGUCUUUCUGUGUAAUCUUGGGCUACAAUUUAUUGCACAUGAUAUAUUUCAUGGAUCUACUUCUCAAGAAUGCUCGGAUGACAAGUAUCAGAGGAUUCAUACUUACUUCUUGUAUCCUCUCUCGCACAAGUCACUACUGAAAAUAGCACAAGAAAUUUCAUUUUCAACUUCACGGUAUAUUAUUGCUUGCAGUUUAUCGUUCCACAGAGGUGAAAUUAUGACGAAGUGUUUAGAUAUUUGGUGGUACUACCUUCAAGGUCUUUUACUAUCAUUACAGGGCCUAAGAACUGCUUUGAGAAGUAUACAUGGUUCUCUCAAAGAAGAUCUUGUUUCCAAGCUCGUGACCAUUCUUGAUUUGGUUGAAUAUAACUUGUAUUUCGCAUCUGCUUGGCUACUGAGAGACUCAAAAUGUCUCCUUAAAAUGCUGCAACCACUCUUUGUCGCUUUUUCUAAUGCAGAAUCUCCUCAUGACAUUGACAUGGGACAUCUGAACCAACUCUUCCCUCACAUUGGAGAGUUGAUAGCUCAAAACUUUUUGACCGGUGUAGAUUAUAACCAUCAGAUACUGGCAGGCGUGCCCACUGAACAAAGUGACGAUAUUGUGCAUUCAAUUCCAGUGGAUGAAAGAUGGCACAUUAUUGGGGCUUGUUUGUGGCAACACAUGUCCAGAUUCGUGAAGCAUAAGUUGGCUAUUUUAACUAAUAAAUCCAAAGAGGGUAACUUUGGCAGUAUCAUUCUUGGUAACCUUUUUACGUGGGCUCCAAGUCUUUCAACCAUGACUCCCGAUCAGAAAGACAUUUUAAAGGAUGUGGUUGAAUUGAUAUCAAUGAGUCUUACUUCUCUACUGGCCACGGUCCUUGCUCGGGUUUCUUCUUAUCAACUAAAACAACUGGUAUCAUCUUUGCAACAUAAGUUAGAUCAGAAGUUGUACGUUGCAACUGUUGUUUGGUUUGAACACUUUAGCCAGACUCAAUCUCGGCAACAGAAGCACCACACUGAUGAAGAAAUAUACAAUAUGGAUAUGUGUAACGAAGGUGACUUUGAAACAUUGUGGAACAUUACUUCCAAUCCCAAUAUAAUAUCAGAAUGUUUUGCACAUGAAAAAGUUAAUCUGUUGCACUGUUUUGAUCAUAAACUCUCUGAAAUAUGGAGUGACAUUUAUAACGGCACCACAAGGGCAGAGGACACUUGUACUCGUGAAGGUGCACUAGUCAGUAGUUCUUCCAGCAAUGCCACCGUAUCGCCUGGUAAAUUAUUUGGUAAUGGGAAAACGCUUGUAAGAUCUGACAAGGAAUUAGCAACCCUUGAGGAUGUCAUGUCUUUUCAGAAAUCUAAAGAGAUAUAUAGGAGGAGUGGAGAGCUGUUAGAGGCAUUGUGUAUCAACUCUGUUGACCAAAGACAAGCUGCACUUGCCAGUAAUAAAAAGGGUAUAAUUUUCUUUAGCUGGGAAGAUGGGAUGGCCUCCAGAGAUGAAGAGGAUUAUAUCUGGUCAAAGUCUGAGUGGCCUCUAAAUCUAAAUGGGUGGGCAGGCUCUGAAUCGACACCAGCUCCAACAUGUGUAUUUCCUGGUGUUGGUCUUGGUAGCAGAAAAGGGGCACACCUUGGGUUGGGUGGUGCAACUGUGGGUGUUGGAUCAUCUGCAAGGCCGGGGAGAGACUUGACCGGAGGUGGAGCAUUUGGUAUUUCAGGUUAUGCUGGUAUUGGUGCUUCUGGCCUAGGUUGGGAAACACAAGAGGAUUUUGAGGAAUUUGUUGAUCCUCCAGCUACUGCAGAACACACGAGCACAAGGGCUUUCUCCAGUCAUCCUUCUAGGCCUCUUUUCUUGGUUGGUUCUACCAAUACACAUGUAUACUUGUGGGAGUUUGGGAAGGACAAAGCUACUGCAACUUAUGGUGUCUUGCCCGCAGCAAACGUCCCUCCACCAUAUGCUCUAGCCUCAAUAUCAUCCGUGCAGUUUGACCAAUGCGGACACAGAUUUGCUACUGCUGCCUUAGAUGGGACUGUAUGCUCAUGGCAGUUGGAGGUUGGAGGAAGGAGCAAUGUCCUACCCACAGAGUCAUCGCUCUGCUUUAAUGGCCAUGCAUCGGAUGUCACUUUUGUUACUUCCAGUGGAUCAAUAAUAGCUGUGGCUGGAUAUAGCUCCACUGCAGUUAAUGUAAUCAUAUGGGAUACAUUGGCUCCACCUACAACUUCGCGAGCAUCCAUUAUGUGUCAUGAAGGUGGUGCUCGCUCUCUUUCUGUGUUUGAUAAUGAAAUAGGAAGUGGGUCUAUUUCACCACUCAUAGUAACCGGUGGGAAAGGUGGAGACGUUGGACUUCAUGACUUCCGAUACGUGGUCACUGGUAGACCUAAAAAACAGAAACACUCUUCUAAAGAUGAACGGAUCAGCGAUGCUUCAAAUAUUAAUAUGCCAAGUACCAUUGGUGAACAAAACUUCAAUGGAAUGCUUUGGUACAUACCAAAGGCUCACUCUGAGAGCGUUACCAAAAUAUCUUCCAUCCCAAAUACGAAUUUGUUCUUGACUGGAAGCAAAGAUGGAGACGUAAAACUUUGGGAUGCAAAAGGAGCUAAAUUAGUUUAUCAUUGGCCGAAGUUGCAUGAUAGACACACUUUUCUGCAACCCAGCUCCCGUGGUUUUGGUGAAGUAGUUCGGGCUGCUGUUACUGAUAUACAAGUUAUCUCAAGUGGAUUUCUUACCUGUGGUGGAGAUGGCUCUGUAAAGCUGGUUCAGCUGAAAUGAUCUGUGUAGAACGGAACAGGCAGAACAAAACCCAAAAACUUGUUUUGUUGCAGUUAAAAUAUGGGAAUUUGAGAUGUGCAGAAGAGGUGGUGUGAGGAUAGUGUCACGUAUGGCUCGGCGUGCAUGCCUUGUACUUGACCGAGCACGUUUAAGAUAUUCACAGUUGGUACAUUAUCCUGACUAGUUUCCAGAACAAAAGCUCAAAUCAGUGCCUUCAUGUUCAAUGUCAAUAGGCUUUUGGGCUUGAAUUGCUAACGUGCUGUGACCUUAUGUAGUAAUAGUAACUUCAGAAAGCGAAGAUCUAACCAUGAUGAAACAUUCAGUUUUAUUGGCUGAGGAUUACGGCGAACUAGAGUGAAAUUAAGUGACCAGUACCUUGUUAUGAGGAGGAAAACGCUUUGUGGCAAUGACUGUUCAACCCAAACAGAAUAGAAGUAAAGUUCGUUUGAUUCAUGCAAGUUUUUGCUUCUGGAGGAAAGAGAACCUCAAUAUGGACUACCCACAUGAAGUGAACAAGAAUUUGCUGCUUAGUGCUAAUGGCUGCUAUCGCUUGCUCUCUCUUUGGCAGAAGAAUUUACUGUGUUUCUUUUUCUUUUUGUUGGGAUGCUUGGGUAAAUUUUUUUAGAUGUGUAUAAACUUUGUUCAUCCUCUUUCCCCAGUAUAAAGGAAAAUAAGACUGUCCUUGGUUACAGUUUGGGUUUGUGAGAUUCUUUUUUACUGUACAUUUUGGAACAACUUUUGUAGAGCUGAAGUUUAAUGUGAAUUAUCAUUUUUGGCCUCUU